AUGAAUUGUAGUUAUAAAUAGAAAUAAGAUUUGCAUGAGCAUCUAGCUUCAUCUAACCAUAUUGAUGAUUAACUAUAUAAUGUGAUAAUUGAAAUGUUUAGAAAAGAAAAUAUUUCUGAUUGCCAAAAAUCUCUUUCGAAAGAUGAUGCUCAAAAGCAUAUAUAAUAAUACAUCAUAGAAGAAUUAAAUUAUUCGUUUGUUGAUAAGUAAUAGAAGUUAAAAGAUGUAACAAAUAACAUUACAAAAAUUACUAAUAUUAUAAAAAGUAUUUAUGAACAUGACUUUAAUAAAAAUGACUAUUCCACAAAAAUAUACUUGGAAAGGAGACAAGAACUCAUUCAAAAUAUAUCCAAAAACAAAAAAAUUAUCUAAUUUUUAAAAUUUCUAGUUUCUCUCACAUCUAUAGAUGAAAAAUUUAUAUAAAGUGGAUCAAACUCACUGAACUUAUUAGUUGAAAUGAAAGUUGAUCUAUCAAAACAAAGCUUUAUAAAUAUUAGAAUUAAAAAUACUUCUAUAGUUGGAGCAAAUUUAAUAAGAAGCAAUUUGAGUGGGUCUGAAUUAGACAAUGUUGAUAUAAGCGGAAUAAAUUUAAAUGGGGCUUUACUAUUAAACUGCAAAUGGAAGAACAUAAGGAUUAAUGAAUUUCAUCAUUUAAAUGGUCAUAGUAGUUAUGUCAAAUCAGUAUGCUUUUCUCCUAAUGGUAAAAUAUUAGCAUCUGGAAGUAAUGAUAAUUCGAUUCGUUUAUGGGAUUUUAAGACAGGACAGUAAAUAUCGUAAUUAGAUGGUCACAGUCAGGGAGUACUUUCAUUAUGCUUCUCUCCUGAUGGUAUUUCAUUAGCAUCUAGUAGUGAUGAUAAGUCUAUCUGUUUAUGGAAUGUUAAGACAGGAUAAUAAAAGAUAAAAUUUGAGGGUAAUUGUAAUACUGUCUAUUCAAUAUGCUUCUCUCCUGAUGGUACCACAUUAGCGUCUGGUAGUGAUGAUAAGUCUAUCAUUUUAUGGGAUGUUAAGACAGGACAAUUAAAAUAGUAACUUUAUGGCCAUAGUUAUGGAGUCCUAUCAGUAUGCUUUUCUCCUAAUGGAACCACAUUAGCAUCUGGUGGUGAUGAUAAGUCUAUCUGUUUAUGGGAUGUUAAGACAGGACAAUUAAAACAUAAAUUAGAAGGUCAUAGUUUUGGAGUCCUUUCAGUAUGCUUUUCUCCUGAUGGUAAAACAUUAGCAUCUGGAAGUAACGAUAAUUCGAUUCGUUUAUGGAAUGUGAAGACAGGACAAUAAAUAUCGUAAUUAGAUGGUCAUAGUCAGGGAGUACUUUCAUUAUGCUUCUCUCCUGAUGGUAUUUCAUUAGCAUCUGGUAGUGUAGAUAAGUCUAUUUAUUUAUGGGAUGUUGUGACAUAACAAUAAAAAUCUCAGUUAAUAGGUCAUGGUGAUAGUGUAAAUUCAGUAUGUUUCUCUCCUGACGGUAGUACAUUAGCCUCUGGUAGUUCAGAUAAGUCCAUCUAUUUAUGGGAUGUUUUAACAGGAUAAUACAAUACUCAGUUGAUAGGUCACGGUGAUAGUGUUAAUUCGGUGUGUUACUCUCCUGACGGUACUACAUUAGCCUCUAGUAGUGGUGAUUAGGUUAUUUGUUUAUGGGACGUCAAGACUGGCUAAUAAAAAUCGAUAUUUAUGGGUCAUGGUGAUAGUGUCAAUUCAGUUUGCUUCUCUCCUGAUAGUAAUACAUUAGCAUCUGGUAGUUCGGAUAAGUCUAUCUGUAUAUGGGAUGUCACGACAGGAAAAUUAAAAUUGGAAUUAUAUGGUCAUAUUUCUGGAGUGCUAUCAGUAUGCUUCUCUCCUGAUGGUACUACAUUAGCAUCUGCCAGUUUUGAUAAGUCUAUCUGUUUAUGGGAUGUAAAGACAGGACAAUUAAAAUCUAAAUUAAUAGGUCAUGGUGAAAGUGUGAAUUAAGUAUGCUUCUCUCCUGACGGUAUAACAUUAGCAACUGGAAGGUAUGAUAAUUCUAUCCGUUUGUGGAAUGUAAAAACAAGAAAAAAACAUUCUAAAUUUGAUGGUCAUAGUCAUGGAGUACUAUCAGUGUGCUUUUCUCCUGAUGGAACCACAUUAGCAUCUGGCAGUGAGGAUAACUCUAUCUGCUUGUGGGAUGUUAAGACAGGAAAAAAAAAUAUUUAAUUUGAAGGUCAUAGUCAUGAAGUCUUAACAGUAUGUUUUUCUCGUGAUGGAACCACGUUAGCAUCUGGUAGUGUGGAUAAUUCUAUCCGUUUAUGGGAUGUUAAGACAGGAUAAUAAAAAUCUACAUUAGAAGGUCAUAGUAAUACUGUCCGAUCAGUGUGCUUUUCUCCUGACAGUACUAAAUUAGUAUCUGGUAGUCAAGAUAAUUCAAUUCGUUUAUGGGAUGUUUAGAAUUUACAAUACUAAACUAGAUUGGAUGGACAGAGUUUUUUUAUUGAACCACCAUAUAAUUUAUCUGAAGCCGCCCUAUCAGCAUUUGAUAUUAAUUAUAUGAAUAUUAAUGUAGGACAAUAAAUUUCCGUCGAUUAAAUAUAUAAAGAUAUUCCUAGUACUUUUUCAUAAAGGGGUAUUAUAUUAUAUAUGAUUUUAGUAGACAAUUAUAUUACAAUUUUACUGAUUUCUUAAAAGCCAAUAUUUUAAGCAAAAGGUGCCUUAAUUUUCAAAGGAGAAUUUAUUAAUAAAGCAGGAAUUGAUUUAAGAUAACUAUUGAAAUAAAGAGGAAGUUAUAUUUUGGAAAGCUAAAUAGAAUUUUAAUAAAAGUAAAAUUGA
Messenger RNA from Paramecium pentaurelia, 2772 nucleotides. Lineage: Eukaryota; Ciliophora; Oligohymenophorea; Peniculida; Parameciidae. The record is from the annotation of a GenBank genome assembly.